Messenger RNA from Iphiclides podalirius (scarce swallowtail), 1743 nucleotides. The record is from the annotation of a GenBank genome assembly. NCBI's taxonomy places the organism in Eukaryota, Metazoa, Arthropoda, Insecta, Lepidoptera, Papilionidae.
AUGUACAUCUUUACCUGUGAACAGGGUUGGCUGCCCAUUAUACGUGCCGAGUGCAAAUAUCGCCCGAACAUGCGAACGGUGCUGUUGUCCGCCCUAAUAGGGUUUGCCAUCGCCAGGGAGAGUGACUGGCAGCCGAUAGUGCCAGACACGUCCGAUGGAUAUGGCAGCUAUUCCAUGUCCUCCGACAGGUCCAUUGAAGCCGGGCCUCAGCUCAAGAUUUUGAAUCGAAGACCCGCACAGUCUUUGUAUUCAACGAACAAACUGACAAGUUUUUACAACGUUGCCGCGGCCCCCGCGUCCGAUACAUGCAGCGUGUAUAAAGUUUCCAUGAACCAAGAGCUGUUCUAUCAGUAUUUAGAGUACGACAAGUUACUACCCGACCUCAAGGAGUUCACGCUAUGCAUGUGGACAAAGUUUCAUAAUCACACCGAAGAUCACCCACUGUUUUCGUACGCUGUUGGCGACGAGCCGAAAGAGAUCUCGGCGUGGAUAUCAAACACUCAAGAAGCGAGUUACUACAGCAUGGCGGUGCACGGGCAAACGUUCUUCAGAUUAAACUAUCCCCUAAAACUGAACACAUGGUACCACUCCUGCCAAUCGUGGAACGGCAAGACUGGCGAAUGGCAAGUGUGGGUGAACGCGGAAAGAGUCGGUAGAGGUUUCAACAACCGUCUAGUCGGUCACGUCAUUAAAGGAGGUGGCGUAGCAAUAUCUGGUCAGGAACAAUCGCAGCUAUAUAACAAGGACAGCCUAGAUACAAUUAAAAAACAAUCCGGUUUGAUGGGCGAGGUUACGAUGUUGCAAUUGUACCAAGUGGCCCUGACAGCUGGUAAGGCGCACAAGGACCACAAGCACCACCACGUCCACCACUUCAAACAUGACGGCACCCCUAUAGAGGACGCAACAGGAGGCGCAGCCGAACCGCCACCGCCUCCGGCGACUCCGCUCGGAAAUGGAAACUUCCUCAUCGGCGGUCAACUCCAGAGAGCGCCAAGUCUGAACCUGGCGGGAGCUCAACAACAAAUGAUUCCCGCCCAGCUGCCGAGCGGAUUACAAAUCCAUCAGCAGUAUGUCAACGGCCAACUUGGUAACCGAAUUAUAUCCGAACAGCUUCUGAAUGGCAUACAAACGUCUGCAAAUAAUGCAGGUUCAGCGUCUUCGAUACCGUUAGUGGGUCUGGCAAUCUCACCUAUAUCUCAUAACCAAGGCUAUUUGCCAAGGUUAGCGGCUGGACAGUCGAAAGGCUCCACUGUACUUUUAUCUGGCUCCUUGUUGAACCCAGCGAAUGUGCAGUACAUCGAUGGCGGUUCCGGACAUGAGAUAUACAGAAGAGAAUCAAUAAAGCGCGACAAGAGAGACAACCCAGAAAAAGAACUGAUUGAAGAGAAUAUGUCCAGUAAGAAGGACAAACGCGGUCUUGUUGCCUUAUCUGACGGAUCCAUAGUAGAUGAGGCACUGCUCAGUCCAAGCAUAGCGGACGACAGCGAAAAUGCCGUCUUCGAAAAGUCGCUGCUGCAAGGCCUGGCUGGCGUCGUAGGCAACAUACCGGUGCAAAAUUUACAGAAACAGAACAGCGACGAGCGUGAACCGGCAGAGGCUGAGGUGAAGGCAGUGAUGCAAGUGUGCAGCGGUUGUGCGCAAGAACCAUUCAAGAAGGCUUUAGUACUGUCGUGGAGAUCGACACCGAAAAAACUCUACAGUGGGGCGCAUUAUUACAAAGGAUUACCAAUUUGCCGCGCUUUC